Molecule: messenger RNA, 1783 nt
Organism: Hemiscyllium ocellatum (epaulette shark)
Lineage: Eukaryota; Metazoa; Chordata; Chondrichthyes; Orectolobiformes; Hemiscylliidae
Gene: foxq1b
Product: forkhead box Q1b
Exons: 2
Coding region: 190-1146 (318 amino acids)
Biological process (GO): cell differentiation; anatomical structure morphogenesis; regulation of transcription by RNA polymerase II
Molecular function (GO): DNA-binding transcription factor activity, RNA polymerase II-specific; RNA polymerase II cis-regulatory region sequence-specific DNA binding
Source: RefSeq, a predicted model, not a curated record
UGGGGGGGGGAAAGAUUUGGAAACGAAUCUCUCGGGUUCCGUCCCCCCCUCAGGAUCCUCCCUCCCCCCCUCUGCGAGGUGAAGAGAUGGCUGGAUCGAGGAGCGAUAUGACACAGUCUCUCUGAAGUCAUUGAUACCUGUGAUCCUCCUGCUCGGGAUUUUCUGUGGAAGUCAGCGAUACCAGCGACCAUGAACUUGGAAGCUCUGGGCGAGAGGGGCUUCGUGGAUAAGGCCACCACGGUCUGCAGUGACUCGGAAGGCAGUGUCCCCUCGCCCCUGUCGGUGGAAGAGGAGCUGGGGUCGGAUGGGGACUGCACAGCCAACAGCCCGGCUCCCACCAACCCGGGCUCCGAGGGGAAGGGCAAAACCUACACCAGGCGCCCCAAGCCCCCUUACUCCUACAUCGCACUGAUCGCCAUGGCCAUUAGAGACUCUGCCUCCGGCCGCCUGACCCUGGCUGAGAUUAACGAUUACCUGAUGAAGAAGUUCCCCUUCUUCCGUGGCUCCUACACUGGCUGGAGAAACUCUGUCCGCCACAACCUGUCCCUCAAUGACUGCUUCGUCAAAGUGCUCCGUGACCCGUCCAGACCCUGGGGGAAGGACAACUACUGGAUGCUGAAUCCCAACAGCGAAUACACCUUCGCGGACGGGGUCUUCCGCCGCCGGAGGAAGCGGAUUGGCCGCAAGCUCCUCAAGGAAGCCGGCCCGGGGGACAAACGCCUGGAUCUCAUCCCUUCAGCAUCCAGCAAGGAUGAAGGAGUCAAGUUCUCCAGCUCGUUUGCCAUCGACAGCAUCUUGAGCACGCCUUUCCAGAGGCGGGAGGACAAGGUGCCUGUGGACGGCGCUCCCAGGCUGUUCUGGACCAGCAGACCACCCCUACCUUACCCUCUCCUCACCUACGGUCCCUCCGGCCCGGUGCCAGCACUGUUCCCCAUCAGCCCGGCUGCCAACUCCAUGCUGCAGCCUUACCGGUUCGCUGCCGCCUCCCAGCCCGGAGUGCUGGCCCCCCGCCUCUCUCAUUUCACCAGCUCCAAAUGCAUCCUGGACACGAUUCCGAGCACGGGGAAUUUCCCCGGCGUCCGAUUACCAACGGCGAUGCACCCUCAGACCUACCACCCCUACAAGAUCGAGUCUUUCAUCGUCUAGAAGGUGGACUUUAAUAAGAACAAACUCCAAAAGAGGGAGAGAAAUUGAGCCUCUCUUUCUGCACUUUUGUUUCUAGAACUUUGAAUCGAGUUCCUCUGUUGCUUUUCUCACCCUGAGCAUCGCUGUGGACCUGGCAAACACUUUGGUUGGAAUUUCAUUUGUCCCCUAUAUUUGCUCUUCUGUAUAUCGACAAACGCCAGUUGGUCUGGUAAACCUAAAGGAACACUAUAUUACAGAGAUUGUAGUAAGUUCAUUUCUGAACAGGUAGUUUUUUUUAAUUAAAAUAAACGUGUGAUCAACUGGUUAUCAGAAUUCCUGCGUCAAACGACGGCAUCACUGUGUGCCAAAUAAGUAGCUAACGUGAUUUUUUUUUAAAAAACAUAUUUAUAAUUGUGAUUUCCAAACAAGAGGUAACCAGAUAGGCUUUAUAAUGUUGUGGGUUUAAACGGUUUAAUUAAUGACAAUGCUCCAAUCGAGUGAAUGAGUUUGAUAGAUCUUCUUACUGUUACUUCAAGACGGGACCACUGCCAAUGUAAGCAGGUGAUGUUUUUGUGUGUAGUUUUUUUUUGUUAGGUUUGUUUAUUAAAAGACGCAUGAGCCUUAUAUUGUAAAAUAAAAGCUUUGAUAACAAACCCCA